Molecule: messenger RNA, 2087 nt
Organism: Vitis riparia (riverbank grape)
Lineage: Eukaryota; Viridiplantae; Streptophyta; Magnoliopsida; Vitales; Vitaceae
Product: cytochrome P450 704C1-like
Exons: 6
Coding region: 55-1641 (528 amino acids)
Molecular function (GO): monooxygenase activity; heme binding; oxidoreductase activity, acting on paired donors, with incorporation or reduction of molecular oxygen
Source: RefSeq, a predicted model, not a curated record
AAUAUAAGAACAAAAAGAAGUUCCAAGAUCCAAAAGCAAUCCAUUUUUCUACCCAUGUAUAUCUUGCAGCUCCUUCUUUCAUCAACGUCCAAGAUGGUGUCCAUGGACUUUUUCUGCAACCCCAUGUCCCUGGUUUUCGCAAUUUCUGCUCUAACCCUUGUUUUUCUCAUGAAAAUCUUAGUGGGAAAAUCAACAGAAAAGAAGAGGAGGUAUCACCCUAUUGGCGGUACAGUCUUCAACCAGCUCUUCAACUUCAACAGGUUGCACCACUACAUGACUGAUCUUGCUGGGAAGCACAGGACUUACAGGCUGCUCAGCCCCUUUAGGAAUGAGAUUUACACUGCUGACCCAGCUAAUGUCGAGUAUAUACUCAAGACAAACUUCGAGAAUUAUGGCAAGGGGUCCUAUAACUAUAACAUUCUGAGGGAUCUACUUGGUGAUGGAAUUUUCACAGUUGAUGAUGAGAAAUGGCGGCAACAGAGAAAGGUAUCGAGCUAUGAAUUCUCUACAAAGGUAUUGAGGGACUUCAGCAGUGUAGUUUUCCGAAAAAAUGGGGCAAAACUUGCUAUAGUAGUGUCUGAAGCUGCAAGCUCCAACCAGACAAUGGAUAUUCAAGAUCUUUUUAUGAAAGCAACCUUAGAUUCGAUAUUCAAAGUUGCAUUUGGGGUAGAGCUAGACAGCAUGUGUGGAUCAAAUGAAGAAGGCACCAAGUUUGGCCGCGCAUUUGAUGAUGCGAGUGCCAUGACCCUUUAUCGGUAUGUUGAUAUCUUCUGGACAAUCAAGAAAAGUCUGAAUAUCGGUUCAGAAGCCACGUUAAAGAGGAGUGUCAAAGUGGUUGAUGACUUUGUGUACAAGCUAAUCCACAGCAAGACUGAACUAAUGAAGAAUUCACAAAAUGAUUCUUCAAUGAAGAAAGAAGAUAUUUUAUCAAGGUUUCUGCAAUUGAAGGACAUAGAGAUUGAUCCAAAAUACUUACGGGAUAUAAUCCUCAAUUUUAUAAUUGCUGGAAAAGACACGACAGCAGCUGCUCUUUCCUGGUUCAUUUACAUGCUUUGCAAGCAUCCCACCAUUCAGGAAAAGGUGGCACAAGAAGUGAGGGAAGCGAUCAACCUGAAAGAGGCCACAAACUAUGCCGAGUUUGCAGCCAGUGUUACUGAAGAAGCUCUGGAGAAGAUGCAGUAUCUUCAUGCUGCUAUAACUGAGACUCUACGACUCUAUCCUGCAGUUCCUGUGGAUGCAAAGAUUUGCUUUUCAGAUGACACGCUGCCAGAUGGAUUCAGUGUGAAGAAAGGAGAUAUGGUGUCUUACCAACCAUAUGCAAUGGGCAGGAUGAGAUUCGUAUGGGGCGAUGAUGCAGAGGAAUUCCGACCAGAGAGAUGGCUUAAUGAGAAGGGCCUUUUUUGCCCAGAAAGCCCUUUCAAAUUCACUGCAUUUCAGGCAGGCCCGAGAAUUUGUUUGGGAAAGGAGUUUGCUUAUAGGCAGAUGAAGAUCCUCUCAGCCAUUCUGUCCGGUUGUUUUGUUUUUAAGCUGAGCGACGAUAAGAAAGCUGUGAAUUACAGGACAAUGAUCAACCUUCAUAUUGAUGGAGGCCUCCAUGUUCGUGCUUUCCACAGGCCAGACACAAAGAUUCUGGAGGCUUGAGAUGUAGCUGGCUACUCAUUGUAUCCUCCCAAGUGUGAAAUUAGAAGAAAUAUACAGGAAAUAGCAUCUGGUAACACCAACGCUAGUUCUGAUUCUAAGUAUGCACACUCCUUUCCAGCCAAGCAUUUGGGUGGAGCAAAUUGGCAACAACCUCUGCCUCUACAUUUCAAUCUCCACAAGCAUAAAUUCAUUGGGGGAUGGAGAAUUUUCACUCAUGCGUGUUAGGAUUAUAAAAUAAUAAGCUGUUAACUGUUAGUUUGCUAAGCUGUUAGUUUGUUAGCUGUUAAGAGGAUGUUAGAUUGCUAUAACAGAUUGUUAGUGUUGUACACAUGUAAGCAAGUUAGUUAGUGAGAAGAAACUAUUGUAAUAUAAAUAUUGAGGUUUGCUCUGUAAACCAAAAAACAGAGGAUUUCUUCCGGAUUGAAUCUGAGCCCUUUCUUUCCCUC